Messenger RNA from Ixodes scapularis (black-legged tick), 2388 nucleotides. RefSeq lists its product as uncharacterized. Gene Ontology annotation, biological process: DNA integration. The transcript has a single exon. The coding region runs from base 1 to 2214 and encodes 737 amino acids. NCBI's taxonomy places the organism in Eukaryota, Metazoa, Arthropoda, Arachnida, Ixodida, Ixodidae. Gene Ontology annotation, molecular function: nucleic acid binding. The record is from RefSeq and is a predicted model, not a curated record.
AUGCUAUUUCAACGACUUUGGGAGCGAGGAGUUGAGUGGGAUCAGGUGUUACCUUCAGACUUAUACGAAGCAUGGGACAAGUGGUGUACAGACCUCACUGCCUUGAAGGACGUCGCUGUUCCAAGACUCAUCGUUCGCGACUUCAACAAAGACAAAACAGAAAAGGCAUUGCAUGUCUUCUGCGAUGCUAGCACAAAAGCGUACGGAGCUGUAGCGUACGUGGCAUCGAAAGAGGAAGAGGGAAGAAAGUGUGUGACCAUUGUAAUGGCGAAAUCGAGAGUGGCACCCCUCAAGCGGUUGACCCUUCCGCGACUAGAGCUUAUGGGAGCAUUAAUUGGCGCUCGUUUGGCACAUUAUCUAACAAAGAAGUUGAAGAUGGAAGGACUCCCAGUGUAUCUGUGGACUGACUCCAUGAUCGUCUUUUAUUGGAUUCGUAGUUCUGCAAACCGGUGGAAGCAGUUUAUUGCAAAUCGCGUCUCAGAGAUCCAAGGUCUGACGGAACCAAUCAACUGGAGACAUUGUCCUGGUUCAGAAAACCCAGCAGAUCUUUUAACGCGUGGACUCAUGCCAAGUGCUCUUGUUGAGAACAACACAUGGUGGAAUGGACCCAUCUGGCUUCAAUGCUCGGAAUCAUCCUGGCCAAGUCAAGUUGAGGAAAGACCAGAAUGCGAAGAGUACAAGGCUGAAGAAAAGAAAGAUACUGUUGUUCAACUCACAAUACCCGACGAAAUUCAUCUGAUGAACUUGGAGAACUACAGUUCAUUUAAUAAGUUGGUUCGAGUGACGGCCUGGAUUAAACGCUUCGUAAACAACAUAAAACAACAAGGACAACGCAGGGGAGCGCUAACAAGCGAUGAAAUCAUAGACGCAGAAAAAUACUGGAUAGCGGCUACACAAUUGCAGGCUUUCCCGAAGGAAAUCGUACACCUGAAAGAUCAGCAGCAAGUUGACAAAAAAUCAAAAAUCAAGUCGUUCAACCCAAUUAUGGACAGUGAUGAAAUUGUGAGAGUUGGUGGUCGUUUACAAUUUAGUAACAACGAGGAAAGCGUAAAACACCCAAUAAUUUUACCUGCAAAUCACCGGUUCACUACCCUUCUCAUUGAGAAAGAACAUCGUCGACUGCUACACGCCGGAGUUCAAGACACUUUGACGCAGCUACGGGAAACUUACUGGAUUAUAAAGGCAAGACAAGUCAUACAGAAAGUAAUACGUCGCUGUUUAACUUGCCAAAGACAAAGCUGUGCACCUGCCUCAGAGCCGGUAGCUCCACUACCAGCCGACAGAGUUUCAAGAUGCGAACCAUUCGAAACUACUGGUGUGGAUUUUGCGGGACCGUUGUUAUGUCGACAUCACUACGGAAGUAGCAAGGUUUACAUUGCACUUUUCACUUGUGCCGUAACACGUGCCGUGCACCUCGAACUUGUGAGUGACCUAUCGACAACAGCAUUUUUGUUGGCGUUCAAACGCUUCGUUGCACGCCGAGGCAUCGCAAAAACGAUUUAUUCAGAUAACGCCUCAACGUUCAAACGAGCCGCUAAAGAUAUCAGACAAAUGUUUGAAGCAAUACAAGGAGAGGAAGCGCAGACCUACUUUGCAAAUCACAGGAUUAGGUGGAAAACAAUUGUAGAAAGAGCCGCAUGGUGGGGCGGUUUUUGGGAGAGACUAGUGAGGUCGGUCAAAGUCUCACUACGCAAGGUUCUGGGCCGUAGUAGUUUGAAUUUCGAAGAACUGGCCACGGUCCUCACUGAGGUAGAAGCUGUAGUCAACUCCCGUCCAGUGACGUACAUUUAUAACAACCCUAAAGAACCAGAGGCUCUAUCUCCAGCACACUUUUUAUUGGGACGUAAACUGACCACCCUUCCCCCACAUCACUUACCAGCAAAAGAUGAAGCAAGUUCUGGACACUUAGCGCGACGGUGGAAAUAUCGAUGCACUAGCAUAGAGCAAUUUUGGAGAAGAUGGAGAUCUGAAUAUUUGCUAGAACUGAGGUCAGCUCACAUCACCAAACCCAACAGUUCAAGUGGUUUACAAACCGAUGACAUCGUCCUUCUCAAAGACGACCGACUCCCACGGCAGAUGUGGAAAUUCUGCAGAGUUAAAGAGACUUUCCCAGGAAAGGACGGCAAGGUUCGAGCAUGCAGGAUUGUGCUGCCCAGUGGGGGAGAGCUCCGCCGUCCGAUACAGUUAUUAUACCCGCUGGAAUUGCAAGAAUGAGCAUUCGCUCAUUUCGGGGGGAGUUUGUUGAAAAUUAUCGUCUAUAGAAGAAGAGGAAAAGGAGAGAUACGACGAAAAAGAAGGGACGAUGACAGCUACGGCGCUCCAAAAGCAAACGGAACCAUCAUGUAAAUAUUGUAUAUAAAUCCUUUCUUGUUCAACUAACUCGACGCA